Molecule: messenger RNA, 465 nt
Organism: Cotesia congregata
Lineage: Eukaryota; Metazoa; Arthropoda; Insecta; Hymenoptera; Braconidae
Source: the annotation of a GenBank genome assembly
AUGGUGAUGACCCUCAAUGAUAUUUUAGAAAAACGGGGUGAAAUUAGAGAAUAUUUGGAAUUAUUCGGUAGUGCGGAAGAAAACAUUGCUAAUAUUUGGGCAGAACAGGGAAAAUGUACGACUUACUUCAAAGGAAUUGACACAGAGUUAAAGUACUACAAAAAGUCUCUUGAGUUGUUCGAUAAAUACAACAUUGAUGCAAUUUUACGACAAUCUAAUAUUACUCCUGGAAAAAAUUACACUUAUCAAGAAAUAUCCGAUGCUGUUUUGAAGGGCAUUAAUGGCAAAACACCGAUUAUUCAAUGUGGACACAUUGAUGAAGUAAACAUCGACAAUCCUUUUCAACGCAAGGACAGGUGUAAGCGCGAUCAAUUAAUCUAUUAUCAAGGUACUCAGGAUUAUAUAAAUUGUGACAGGGAAUUUGAAUUCCCGCGGUACUCAGUUUGGAUUAUCGUGUCCCGGUGA